AUGGCCUUUGAUUGCGUUUCGCCCCAAAAGUCACGUAUGAAGAUAUAUGCCAGGUGUCCAGAUAUAAGACUGGCAAGCGUCAUGAGAAUUAUUAGUAUCUUUGUGGAUAAUUCUAAAAUUACAAACGGUCUAGAAGAGCUUCGAAUGUUGUGGAAUCUGGUUUUCACUUGUGUUGAUCAGGGUCAAGCCGGGCAUGUUCCCUACAAAGCGCAUAUCACUUCGGGAAUCCUCUAUCACUUUGAAGUUCGUCCCAGUAGCUUUAAAGUAACUGCAAAGGUCUAUCUCCCGGUAAAACAUUACGCAAAGGAUGAUCUCUUUAUUGCUAAAGGACUCCAAACAUUCUUCAACAAACGCAGAGGUUCACAAGACCAGAGUGCAAGGGAUUUCAUGGGUGUGCUGGAUAAAAUGUGUACUUACCGUUGUCUUGAAGCUACCACUGGGCUACAAGCGUACAUUUCAUGCAAAAUUGAGAAUGACUCUUUGGAAAUUACCUCUUAUUUGAGUCCCGAGAUAUACAAUGAUAGGCGUUGGUCGCACGGGAAACCUACCAUAUAG
This is a messenger RNA of Botrytis fragariae, 555 nucleotides long. RefSeq names its product putative dimethylallyl tryptophan synthase protein. The coding region runs from base 1 to 555 and encodes 184 amino acids. Gene Ontology annotation, molecular function: transferase activity, transferring alkyl or aryl (other than methyl) groups. The transcript has a single exon. NCBI's taxonomy places the organism in Eukaryota, Fungi, Ascomycota, Leotiomycetes, Helotiales, Sclerotiniaceae. Gene Ontology annotation, biological process: alkaloid metabolic process. The record is from RefSeq and is a predicted model, not a curated record.